Daktulosphaira vitifoliae (grape phylloxera) is the source of this 682-nucleotide messenger RNA. RefSeq lists its product as uncharacterized. NCBI's taxonomy places the organism in Eukaryota, Metazoa, Arthropoda, Insecta, Hemiptera, Phylloxeridae. The transcript is spliced from 6 exons. Bases 40 to 471 code for a protein of 143 amino acids. The record is from RefSeq and is a predicted model, not a curated record.
GCUUUAAAAGUAUUUUCCAUUAUUUAAACAUUUUCUUACAUGUUGUAUCACAAAAAUAUGAAGACCGCAUUGAUUACCUUUUUUACUUUUACUCUGGUUAUUGCCAUAGAAAAUAAAUCAUCAAGAUCUUCUGACAUUGAUUCCUUGUUUGAUGAAAAUAAAUCAUUAAGAUCUUCUGACAAUGACUCAUUGUUUGGUGAAAUAUGGUUUAAUGAUGAUUUAGAUGGAAUGUGUGUUCAUUGUCUCCAAAAAAAGGCAUCAACGAUAUUUCAAACUUGUAAACAUAUUAUCUGUAAGAGCUGUUUCCGAGAUUAUGACCUAAAACAAUUAACAAAUUGUAAAAUAUGUCAAGAAAAUAUUGAAAAAUUUAGAAGAAUUGAAAAACUUCCAGUGAAUUAUUUUGAAGCCAACGAGAAUAUGGACUUGAUAAAUCAAGAAGUUGGGAAAAAAACAUCAAUAAAGGAAGAGUAAAUGAUGAAAAGGAAAAUAAAACGAUGGUAAAACAAAAGCCAAUAAUAAUGAAGAAUAAAAUUUUUAACAAAUAUUUUUCUGAAAAUAUACUUAAGUUUUAUCUAAUAAGAUUAAUAAUUAUAUUCAAAUAAUUUAAAUUUAUUGUAAAAAUUAUUUGUUUAACUAUUUUUAAAAUUUAGUGUAUUUUUGUGAAGUCAAAAAGAAAAUUAAU